AUGGAAAGCUAUAACAAUAAUUAAGAUCUAUUUAUCUGUGAACUUCUUAAGAAACUUUAAUCUAUUUACCCCUCUUCUUAUAUGGAAAAGCUACCUAUCUAGAACUAAUAUGAGGCCUUUGAUGAACUCAAUUCUGAUAAUUACAUUUGUAUCUUAUCUUACGUAGCUCAGAAAAUUGAAUAGAUAAUGGCUUUAGAAUUUAGCAACAAUUCAGUAAACGCUGACUAAUAUCAAGAUUUAAUAAUACUGAUAACUUUCAUCAAGAACUAGAUAUAGUUUUAAAUAGCAACUUGCUAAAAAUCCUUGAAAAAUGCUAAUAGAAGAAAUCAAGGCUUGUCUCAGCAAUUUUAAUUUGAGUUUAUGGAGUUUUUUGUCAGAUUCAUUCUAAACUCGAAAAGUCAGCAAUUGAACAGUUUAAUAAUUUCUUAAUUAACUUCAAUUAUGGAAAGCCUUAUAGACUUUAAUCCUAAGCUUGCAGACUAAUACUUAAUGAAAUUGAGCUGGUACUAAUAAGUCUGGAAAGUUUAAUUACUAACAAAUUCAAUAUAAAUAAUAACCAGAUUGAAAUACUAUUUGAAGUUAUGUUUGCAUCCUUUGAUAGCUAUUUAUCUAAUCUUGAUUAGAGUUGCUUUGAACUACUUUAACUUAUUAAGGUUAGCUCAAGAUAGAUACUCCAAUUGA
Messenger RNA from Stylonychia lemnae, 681 nucleotides. The record is from the annotation of a GenBank genome assembly. NCBI's taxonomy places the organism in Eukaryota, Ciliophora, Spirotrichea, Sporadotrichida, Oxytrichidae.